This is a messenger RNA of Aureobasidium vineae, 969 nucleotides long. The record is from the annotation of a GenBank genome assembly. Lineage: Eukaryota; Fungi; Ascomycota; Dothideomycetes; Dothideales; Saccotheciaceae.
AUGUCCGGAUCGGGGAUCAAGACUGUUUUCGGCGGAGGUGCUGUUGGCUAUGGCGCCUACAAGACUGUGGAAGAAUGCCACGAUAUCUUCAAGAUUCUCAAAGCUCACAACGUCGACACUAUCGACACGGCCCAGCUCUAUGGCGACUCUGAGAAGAUUCUUGGAGAGGCAAAGGCCGGCGACCAGUUCAUCAUCGACACAAAAACUCCUGGUGGCUUCGGCCCGCCAGCCAACACCGCCCCGGAUGUGAUCAUUGCGAAUGGUCACGAAAGCUCGAAGAAGCUUGGAGCAAUUGAUGUCUUCUAUAUUCAUGCACCCUCUCAGAUUGAACCCAAUGCCGAGGUCCUUCAAGCGAUCAACGAGCUCCACAAGGCGGGCAUCUUCAAGAGGUUCGGUCUCUCCAACUUCGUGGCUAGCGAUGUCCAGGCUGUAUACGACCACUGUGAGAAGAAUGGCUUUAUCAAGCCUUCCGUCUAUCAAGGCAACUACUCGCCAGUAGCUCGUCGCCAGGAUACCGAGCUGCUACCUACUCUCCGCAAGUUGGGCAUCUCUUUCUACGCCUACAGUCCGCUGGCUGGUGGCUUCCUGACCAAAACGAAGCAAGACGUCCUCGACGGCAAGGGCAGAUUUGCCAAGGAAGGAAUUGGCGCUAUCUACAACAACAUGUACGCCAGACCUGAACUCUUGGAGUCCCUGACAGAGUGGGAGAAGAUUGCCAGCGAGGCAGGUGUUUCGCGCGCUGAAUUGGCAUACCGCUGGGUCAAGUUCAAUUCUGCUUUGAAGCCCGAACAUGGUGAUGGAGUCAUCGUUGGUUCAAGCAGCCUCAAGCAGUUGGAACAGACACUGGAUGGUCUUGAUCGCGGCCCGUUGCCUGAUGAGGUUGUCGAAAAGAUUGAUGCCAUGUGGGAGACCAUCAAACAUGUCGCACCGCUCGACAACUAUGCUGAUGGUGUUAAUGCGAGCAAGUAG